Phoenix dactylifera (date palm) is the source of this 1956-nucleotide messenger RNA. RefSeq names its product plastid transcriptionally active 16 (gene PTAC16). NCBI's taxonomy places the organism in Eukaryota, Viridiplantae, Streptophyta, Magnoliopsida, Arecales, Arecaceae. The record is from RefSeq and is a predicted model, not a curated record.
AUCUAGCCAAGGGCUGACCCCCAUGGUGGGGCUGGGGGACUGCUCAAUUGUCUGGUGUCAAAAAUCCUGUUGCAGAUAGAUUGUUGGCACGCGGCAUCAUUUUAUAGGACUACUAUCUUCCAUCCCAUCCAAAUAUGCGGAUGUCAGCAACUCAACCUUCACCAAGGCUCGGCCCAGCUCGCCUCACCUGUGUGGCGGGAGGAGGCUGUUGCAUACAGUACGCUCUCCCUCUCCUUCAUGGCUCCGGCCCUGACCUCCAGCUCCUUCACCUCCAGCUCCUUCCGCCUAUCCUCUGGUCUCGGUGCCAAAACCGAAUCCAAGGUGGCUCCGAAGGCAGCGUCCGUUAUAUAUGCUAGGCAGAACCUGUUUGGGUUCGGAAAGCGGAAGAAGGGCGCAUCCGAAGACGAGACCCAGGCCGAGCAGGGAUCUGCAAAGCCCAACCGUUUCUUCAUCGAUUUCGGCAAGCUUGGAGACGCCAAGUCCGUCAUCCCGGUGGUGAGCUCUCCAUCCACGUCUCUCUUUCUCAGCCCGAGGCGAAAGGAUCCGCGAACGGUGUUCGUUGCGGGUGCCACGGGACAAGCGGGCGUCCGCAUCGUCCAGACUCUCCUCCGUCAAGGCUUCGCCGUCCGGGCCGGCGUCCCCGACCUCCCCUCCGCCCAAGACCUCGCCCGCAUCGCUGCUACCUACAAGGUCAUCGCGCCGGAGGAGUCGAAGCGGCUCAACGCGGUGGAGUCGACGUUCGAGGAGCCGGAGCCCAUCGCCAAGGCCAUCGGCCCCGCCACCAAGGUGGUGGUGACCAUCGGCCCCGCCGAGAAGGGGCCCUCCGCGGAGGUCACCACCAACGACGCCCUCCAGGUCGUCCGCGCCGCCCAGGUGGCCGGUGUGGGCCACGUGGCCGUGGUCUACGACUCGGCGACCGGGAUAUCAGGGCCGUCCACCUACGACGUCCUGGACGGGAUCACGUCCUUCUUCUCCAACCUCUUCGCUCGGUCCCAGCAGCUGACGCUGGGAGAGUUCCUCUCCAAGGUGGCGGAGACGGACGUGAGCUACACCCUCAUCAAGACCUGCCUGACCGAGGACUACGCCGCGGAGAGCUCCCAUGCCUUGGUCGUCUCCAAGGAAGGGACCAGCGCGGGAGCACCGACCAAUUCCAGGGUGGCGAGAUCGCAGAUUGCUACCCUCGUCGCCGACGUUUUCUCCAAUACUUCGAUCGCGGAGAAUAAGGUUGUUGAAGUCUCUACCAACCCAUCUUCAACCUCAAAGCCAAUAGUUGAUCUUUUCAGCGCCAUUCCUGAAGAUGGAAGAAGAAAAGCGUAUGCAGAAGCUCUGGCAAAGGCGAAGGCAGAGGAGGAAGCCAUAAUAGCCUCAGAGAAAGCUCGCGAAGCAGCAGAGGCUGCUAAGAAGGUUGAAGAAGAGAUGAAGAAAUUGUCAGAGAAAGAAGCUCAGGCUGCUAGCGUCGCCGAAAAAGCUCGAGAGAGAGCAGAGGCAGCAGGGACUUCACUGGACGAACUCUUGAGUAGGGCGAAGGGAUUUGGUGCAGACUUCUCGUGGGGGAAACUGAGUUCGCAAGUAGCGACUGCAGUUUCUCAGAAGACUGAGGACAAACCAAAAACACAAAUUGCCACCAUCAGAGGCCAGGCCAAGGCUCGAAAUCUGCCCCCACAGAAGGCAGUCAUAAAGCAACCAGCACAGAAACCAAAACCUAAGCAGCCAGAUGGCCCCGAAAAAAAACCAGAGGUGAGGAACGUGUUUGGUGGCCUUUUUAAGCAAGAAACAAUUUACAUGGAUGAUGACUGAGUCUCGCAGAGUUUUUGUUCAGAAUUGCAUGGCAUGCGUCUUUUGAAACUAUUGAGGGACUUGUUGAAAGCCUAUUAACAUCCUUUUCUUUUCCUUUUUUUUCUUGAAUUGAAGAUCUUCCUCGAAAACUGUGUAAAAUGAAUUAUUUCUUGCCCACCA